CCACUCUCUCUCUCUCUCACAUUCAAAGCUUCAUCUUCUGUUUAACUCCACCGUUAAUAUUACAUUCUCUCAUUUUCUCCGAGCAGACCGAAAGAACUAUGACAAACUUCUCCCGAUCAAAGUCCACCGGAACUACUAAGUUUCCGGAUGUCAAAACAACCCGACCCGGUCCAGACAUAUAUGAGAAUAUCCACCACGAUGACUACGACUACGAAGAAGAACAUAGCACUACGAGCACAGACUACUACGACGUAUCCACGCCGUUGAGCUCACAUGGGUCGAGAUCUGGACCCGGGUCGGGUCAAUACACGAUCCUCGACAUUUUUGCGGCGGUGCUGAAGAAGUCGCUUGUAAUGUCUUGUACUAUGGAGAGAGGGGAUGAUGAUGUGGCGGCGUCUAUGGAUAUAGGUUGGCCUACGGAGGUUAAGCACGUUAGUCACGUUACUUUCGACCGGUUUAGUGGUUUUCUCGGUCUUCCCUCUGAGCUCGAACCGGAGGUCCCUCCUCAAGCUCCUAGCGCCAGUGUGAGUGUGUUUGGAGUAUCAGCAAAGUCGAUGCAAUGCUCUUACGACAACAGGGGAAAUAGCAUCCCAACGAUCCUUCUCAGGAUGCAGAAACGCCUUUAUAGUGAAGGAGGUCUCAAAGCAGAAGGAAUAUUCCGAAUAAAUCCAGACAAUGGCAAAGAAGAGCAUGUCCGAAAGCAGCUAAACCGCGGUGUAAUACCACGUGGAAUUGAUGUCCAUUGCUUGGCGGGUUUAAUAAAGGCCUGGUUUAGGGAGCUACCAACAGGAGUUCUUGAUGUGUUGACACCAGAGCAAGUGAUGAAAUGUAACACAGAAGAUGACUGUAACAAGCUCGUGACUCUUCUUCCUCCGGUUGAAUCUGCGCUUCUUGAUUGGGCCAUCGGUUUAAUGGCUGACGUUGUGGAGCAUGAACAGUUUAACAAAAUGAAUGCUCGCAACGUAGCUAUGGUUUUCGCACCAAACAUGACCCAAAUGGCAGAUCCAUUAACCGCAUUGAUCCACGCGGUACAAGUGAUGAAUUUUCUCAAGACUUUGAUCUUAAUGACCCUUAAAGAGAGGGAAAACGCAGAUGCCAAAGCAAGGUGGAUAGAGAAACAAACAUCAGAUCCAUCAGAAGAAUGGGAACAACAACACUCUGAGAUAUUAGCCCCUGAGAAACCCAACCAUAACCCUAAGUUCUUGAGAGUGGCUACUCUUUGUAGGCUAGAAGCUGACAAUGAAGAAAAGUUUUGGAACACUGAGAAGAGAAACGAUCAUAAAGAUACAACUGAAAGUACUGGAACUGUUCAGAGGCUGUGUAAGCAUCCAUUGUUUAAGUCAAGCAGAUCGACAAAGAAACCUCUUGUAAGUAAUCACGAUGAAGGAAGAAGAGGACGGGAUGCUUGGGGCUCACGUCUCUCUUCUUUGCCUUGGUAAAUUCUAAUUACUAUACCUCCCGUUCGUUCCUUUUUCUGCUUUUGAGAGUGUAAAAAAUGUAUUGUGAAGUAUGAUUAUAGGUGUUAGUUGUUUGAACUCUUAGUUCAUUCAUACGGCUGUAUUUGAGCUUGAUUCAUCUUAAAAUUGAACAGAACAAAACCGAAGCCUUGACUAAUAUGCAUGUGAUACAUUAUAUUUGGUCGGAUCUUUUUAACAGUUA
Brassica rapa (field mustard) is the source of this 1659-nucleotide messenger RNA. RefSeq names its product rho GTPase-activating protein 3. Lineage: Eukaryota; Viridiplantae; Streptophyta; Magnoliopsida; Brassicales; Brassicaceae. Gene Ontology annotation, molecular function: GTPase activator activity. The record is from RefSeq and is a predicted model, not a curated record. Gene Ontology annotation, biological process: signal transduction.